This is a messenger RNA of Suricata suricatta (meerkat), 1495 nucleotides long. RefSeq names its product sperm associated antigen 8 (gene SPAG8). The record is from RefSeq and is a predicted model, not a curated record. Bases 22 to 1371 code for a protein of 449 amino acids. Lineage: Eukaryota; Metazoa; Chordata; Mammalia; Carnivora; Herpestidae. Gene Ontology annotation, molecular function: microtubule binding. Gene Ontology annotation, cellular component: nucleus; cytoplasm. The transcript is spliced from 7 exons. Gene Ontology annotation, biological process: positive regulation of transcription by RNA polymerase II.
ACCAUUUUGCUUUUUAGUUUGAUGCAUUUUCAACCUCAAACAUUUUUAAAAGACUUCCCGCCCCACCUCACUUUUAAAACUGAACUGAGAUCUUUAGAUGUACAGCCUGGUGCUGAAGGACUAGAGUCCACUUCAGAACCAUGUUCUUCGGAUGGCCGUCCUAGUUUGGCCCUGGCAGCCACAACUGCAGCAGCUGCAGGCUCCUCCACCGCCGAAGCGACUGCGUUAUCUGCAGAGACCCCAAUGUCCUACUCUGAGCCGAACCUUCUCAUGGACCUCUCCUCUGACAGUCUUCUGGGGGAUCCCUGCACUCGAGCCAGCUUUACCCACAAGACAGGCCACGGGAAACUUGGCUUUGAGCCUAUCUAUGUCUCCUGUAUUGCUCAGGAUCCCUGUACUACAAAAGAGCUUAGCUCUAGUGCAGGCCCUAUUCUUGGCUCCAGUUCUGAUCCCAGCCAUGGCUCUGAUCAAGACACUGGUCCUGAUUCUGGCCCUGGUCCUGCCACUGACUCUGGGCCUAGUCCAGGCUGUGGCCAUGACCCUGAGCUCAGCCCCUACAAUCUUCCAAGUUUCAGAACCCCCCAAGCAGAUCCGGUCUCUAAUUAUGCCUCCUGGAAUCGCUACUGCCCCCGGGAACCUCAGAAACAACCCUGGAAGUUUUUGCCAGUCUCAGAACCUUAUUCCCAAGGGCAUUGGAAGACCCCUGAGGUUGAAGGGAAGUGUAAGGUUCUCAAUAAAACAUUGCCACGGGGCCACUGCCUUCUCUACAACUGGGAGGAGGAGAGAGCCACCAACCACCUGGAUCAACUCCCAAGCAUGCAGGAUGGCUCUGAGAGUUUCGUCUUCCGAAAUGGACACCAGGGACUGCUGACCCUGCAGCUACAGUCACCCAUGUCCUUCAGCACCACCCAGAGAGACUCCUACCAGGCCCCACGAAACUACUACCAGCCAACUCGAGGAAAGCGUGAAGCCAUGCUCGAGAUGCUCCUGCACCACCAGAUCUGCAAAGAGGUGCAGGCAGAGCAGGAAGCCACAAGGAAGCAGUUUGAGGUCGAGUCUGUGACCCACCAUGACUACCGAAAGGAGCUGGUGCAAGCCGGGCCUCCUGCCCCAACCAAGCCUCACGACUACCGUCAGGAGCAACCUGAAACCUUCUGGAUACAGAGGGCGUCACAGCUCCCGGGUGUCAGUAACAUCAAGACUCUGGACACACCAUUCCGGAAGAACUGCAGCUUCUCAACACCAGUGCCUUUGUCUCUGGGGCAGCCUUUGCCCUACGAACCUGAGAACUAUCCCCACCAAUGGGGGGAAAUAUCUUCCCUUGCCUGUCAGGGAGGACAGGGUGCUGGAAUGGGUAGAACUACUAUUUAAGGGUUGAGAAGGGAAGAGGGAUGUGGAAUAUGGAAUCGAUUUCUGUCUACACCGGAGAGGCGGAAAGGAAGUAAAUUCUGCCUGUGCUUGGUGAAAGAGACUUUAUAUAAAGGGUUCUCUCUCA